ACUUUGGUUGCGACAGCCUUUGUCCGAUAAACGUCGCGUUUAAAACAAUCUCAAAGUAAUUCUACGGGAAUACGAAGAAUUUAAGCUUCGCCGUCAAAGAUAUGUGGCAAAAUUUCAGCUCCGACGAUGACGAUGAGGAAUUCGAUGAUGAAGAUAUUCUGUUGGAUUCUUUGGACAGAAAAGGAGAAGAAGUCAAACCGUGGGAUACGUUUCAAAUAAUUCACAGAAAGAAUAAACAGGGUUCUGCUGCCGAAGCGAAAUGGAUAGAUAACGGCGUGAAAGUGUUAAAACUCGCAACUAUCGUGCUAGUAUUUAUUACGGUACUUGGUUCAGCUGUCGUGUCUAAAGGGACGAUACUUUUUAUGGCAUCACAAGUGAAGAAAAACAUUACCAGAGCGUACUGUAAUCAAAAAUUAGAUGUCCAAAGACAAUACAUCGUAACGAUACCAGAUAACGAGAGGGCCGCCUGGAUUUGGUUGAUAAUCUUCACGUACUUCGUGCCAGAACUAUCCACUUUCGUGAGAUCCUUGCGGAUUUGUCUCUUCAAAACCUGGACGGUGCCCCGUCCCAUGUACUUUUUCUCUCUUGUAUUAACGGAGACACUUCCUGCAAUAGGAAGCGCUUUGUUAAUUUUUGCUGUACUACCAGAUAUGGAUGUCAUCAAGGCCGCCAUGUUAACAAAUGCCGUUUGCAUUAUACCGGCAAUAGGUAUGCUUUUAAAACAUUUGAAGUGGCCGAAAAUGGAUGAUUGCUUCACUAUGCUCAUAGACUUAGUUGCGAUUGUUGCGCAACUAUCUGCAUUGUUGCUAUGGCCGCUACUAGAAAAUAGACCAGAUUAUUGGCCCAUUUCAGCAGCAUUAGCAUUUAUUUCCUUCGGAUGGUGGGAAAAUUUCAUUCCAAUUAAUACUUCUUUGAAAUGUCUAACCCGAACGGCUCAAGAACGAAAGGAAUUUCCGAACAGCAAAUAUUUCUGUUACACUUUCAUUUCCGUGUGGAAAUGUUUAGUAUUUUUCGCGACUACCCUCGCUAUAUUGUAUAUCAGGGAAGGAGACGUUACUUUUUUGUUCGAGAAGUUCCAGGAAGCAUUUUCCUCAAGGUUUCUAAGGAUUGUAGAGGUGCAACCAAGCGUGAGCAGGUCUGACUCGAAAUACUCAGAAGCUGUGAGUACAGGGAAUUCAGAGAUAAUCGAAACUAAUGUCUGGGAUCAGUGGAUCGUAUGGUUUAUCAACAUAGGAGCUACUUAUAUAUGUUACGCCUCCGCAAAGUUUGCUUCUAAGGUCAUGAUUCAAGGGGCCAGCUUCGCAUUUCCCGUAUGCCUGUCUGUUCCGGUACUCAUUUCUGGAUUGGUGGCUAUGUGUGGCAUUUACACCAAAGACGAGUGUGCAUACACCAACGUGAUUCCGCCAUAUUUGUUCUUCAACACACUUCCGCUCACCUACUUAAGAGACUUUGUCGGUCACCACCAUACGUGGUUAUGGUUGCUGUGGCUUUUAUCGCAAGUGUGGAUCACGCAACAUAUCUGGUUCAACCGGAAUAAGGUACUGUCCACUACCGAAAAACUGUUUAUGAGGCCGAUGUACGACGCGUUCCUGAUCGACCAAUCGAUCGCUUUGAAUAGGAGAGUUUUGGUGGAAGAGGUUGAAAAACAUACCCAUAAAACCGAGUCGGAUGCAGUAAAAGAGGACAGCGUCACUAAAAUUUACGCAUGCGGAACCAUGUGGCACGAAACCAAAGAAGAAAUGAUGGAAUUUCUGAAAUCCAUUUUGAGAGUUGACGAAGAUCAAUGCGCGCAACGAAUAGUUCGCAAGCAUUUUGAGUACGAGCGGGACGACUACUACGAGUGGGAAACGCACAUUUUCUUUGACGACGCGUUCGUGAGAAAGUCAAAAGAUGACAACGAUCCCCAUCUAAACCAAUACGUCAUGGAUCUGGUCGAGACUGUGGGUGAAGCCGCCACCGAAGUGCAUCAAACAACCGUCCGUAUCCGGCCACCAGUGGUUUACCCCACUCCUUACGGUGGGCGUCUCGUUUGGGUUUUGCCCGGAAAAACAAAAAUGAUCGCUCAUCUUAAAGACAAAGCCAAAAUUAGAGCGAAGAAACGUUGGUCGCAAGUCAUGUAUAUGUAUUACCUACUAGGCCACAAAAUCAUGGAUAACGACGAACUGACCGCCGAAAGAGUUAAAACGAUAUCCAAAAAUACUUUCAUUUUGGCGCUCGAUGGAGAUAUCGAUUUUCAACCUCAGGCGGUGCACCUCCUCGUCCAGUACAUGAAGAAAAACGACGCGUUAGGUGCCGCUUGUGGUAGAAUUCACCCGGUGGGCAGCGGUGCGAUAGCUUGGUAUCAAAUCUUCGAAUAUGCCGUCGGACAUUGGAUGCAAAAAGCCACCGAGCACGUGAUAGGAUGUGUGCUUUGCAGCCCCGGUUGUUUUUCUUUAUUUCGAGCCAGCGCCCUUAUGGACCACAACGUCAUGGCUCGAUACACCACCAAGUCGGAGGAGGCCAGGCAUUACGUCCAAUACGAUCAAGGAGAGGAUCGGUGGCUGUGCACUCUAUUGCUACAGAGAGGAUACCGAGUGGAAUACAGUGCGGCGUCCGACGCUUACACACACUGUCCCGAAGGAUUUAAUGAAUUUUAUAAUCAGAGAAGACGAUGGAUGCCUUCCACCAUGGCCAACAUUAUGGAUCUUCUGCAAGAUUCCGAUCAUAUAGUGAAAGUCAACGACAAUAUUUCUAAAUUCUACAUCUUUUACCAGAUUAUUUUGAUGAUCGGCACAGUUAUCGGUCCAGGAACAAUAUUUCUGAUGUUGGUUGGUGCGUUCGUUGCAGCAUUUAAGCUAACUCAGUUUGCUAGUUUCUUGUGCAACAUAAUCCCGAUUUUGAUAUUCGUUCUGACUUGUAUUUUCUGCAAAUCCGACACUCAGUUAACAGUCGCGGCAAUUAUCAGCGGUAUCUACGGGUUAAUCAUGAUGGCCGUGUUGGUGGGCAUUAUGAUGCAAAUCAACGAAGAUGGCAUACUGGCGCCCUCUUCCAUGUUCUUUUUCUUGAUGGCCGGGGAGUUCGUAGUGGCUGGCAUAAUUCACCCGAAAGAGUUCUACUGUUUACCGUAUGGCGUCAUAUAUUACGUUACAGUGCCUAGUAUGUAUAUGUUGCUGGUCAUAUAUUCGGUGUUUAACAUGAACAAUGUAAGUUGGGGUACGAGGGAAAUCACUGUUGUAGCAAACACUACGCCGGAAAAAGCAGAAGCGCAAGCUAAGAAAAAGAAACAGUCACUAAUAGUGCAGUGGUUGAACUCGGCCGCAGAAUUUUGUUGCCGAAGAGAAAAUUCGGAUCUCAAGUGGAUCCAAACCUCGUUGCAACAUAUCGAACAAAAACUGGACUACAUUGAGCGGGUGCAACUCCUACCUGAAAAUGCGGAACCUAGAAAAACCACGUCGAAAAGGAAAACAACCAUUAUUGAAGGUUCUAGGGCUAGUAUGUUAGGACCCAGGGUGUCUAGAAUGUCAGGUCUUCCUAGGCAAUCGAUAUUACCGAACAAAUCCAAAACCGCUGCGGAUUCCCAAUCGGAUGGAUUCCAAGAAGAGGCGUACGAUGAGUUCUAUGAGGACGAUUCGACAAUUUCACAAUCCGAUGAUUUGCAAGAAAACAGUUGGUUUUACGAUGGAGAAUUGAUUCGAGGCCAUGUUACGUAUUUGGACAAGAACGAAGAGACCUUCUGGAAAGAGUUACUAGAUAAAUAUUUGCAUCCAAUAGAAGAUAACAAGGAAAAAAUCGCAGUGGACUUGAAAGACUUAAGAGAUCGGAUGGUAAUGUCGUUCUUUAUGAUAAAUGCGUUAUUCGUUUUGGUGGUGUUCCUGCUCACGCUGCAGAAAGAUUUGAUCCACGUCAAUUGGCCUUUUAACCCGAAAGUCAAUUUUACUUACACUCUGGCCAGCACUAAAAAUGAGAUUAUUGUUUCAAAAACGUAUUUGGAACUGGAACCCAUCGGUUUCGUCUUUCUUAUAUUUUUCUUCUUCCUGAUGCUAAUCCAAUUCGGGUGCAUGUUCGUUCACAGAUGGGCGACGUUCUCACAGAUUUUAGCCAACACCGAUCUGGACCUGAGCCUCUUCGAAACAAGCAUUGAAAACUUAACGGCUGAUGAACUAUUUGCCAAAGAUCCGCUAAAAACAGUCCGAAAACUGAUCAAGCUGAAAGGCAUUAACGGCGACGACCAGGAAAAAAAUUCGGAACAGCCGGUGUCCAGAAGAAAUACCGUAGCCGAAUUGGUAAGAAAUAGGCAAAACAGGAUCGCCAAAAUUAAUUGUUUGUACAAAGCGUUCGCAAUCAGAAUGGCCAAAAUAAACAGAGGUGAAACGAGCGACACUCAAGUGCCGAAGAAAAUGCUUUCGGCUAUACAACGUAGAAGAACGACCAUCAUGCGGAGAAAAUCACAGAUGCCACGGCCAGAUCCGACCAGAGACGACAGAGAUAUACUUAAAACCAACAAUGGUGGAAUGGCAAAUGACUAUCAGUUUGACAAUCCAGCGUAUGAGGGGGACAGUCAAACAUAAAAAUAGUUUAAUGAAUUCCUAUAGGAAGUGAAAUAAUAUUUGACUCAAACUAGCUGUGUUAUUUUUCGAAGGCAUAAAAAAGUAAUAAAUAUUAAAACAAUAAUU
Molecule: messenger RNA, 4652 nt
Organism: Cylas formicarius (sweet potato weevil)
Lineage: Eukaryota; Metazoa; Arthropoda; Insecta; Coleoptera; Brentidae
Gene: Chs2
Product: chitin synthase chs-2-like
Exons: 19
Coding region: 102-4547 (1481 amino acids)
Cellular component (GO): cell periphery; cell septum
Molecular function (GO): chitin synthase activity
Source: RefSeq, a predicted model, not a curated record